CAGUCACAGUCACAGCCACCAUGCCAGGGAGGACCUGGGAGCUGUGCCUGCUACUGCUGCUGGGGCUGGGACCGGGGUCCCAGGAGGCCCUACCCCCACCCUGUGAGAGUGAGAUUUACUGCCACGGGGAGCUCCUAAACCAAGUUCAAAUGGCCAAGCUCUACCAGGAUGACAAGCAGUUUGUGGACAUGCCACUGUCUAUAGCUCCAGAACAAGUCCUGCAGACCUUCACUGAGCUGUCCAGGGACCACAAUCACAGCAUCCCCAGGGAGCAGCUGCAGGCGUUUGUCCACAAACACUUCCAGGCCAAGGGGCAGGAGCUGCAGCCCUGGACCCCUGCAGACUGGAAAGACAGCCCCCAGUUCCUGCAGAAGAUUUCAGAUGCCAAACUGCGUGCCUGGGCAGGGCAGCUGCACCAGCUCUGGAAGAAGCUGGGGAAGAAGAUGAAGCCAGAGGUUCUCAGCCACCCUGAGCGGUUCUCUCUCAUCUACUCAGAACAUCCCUUCAUUGUGCCUGGUGGUCGCUUUGUUGAGUUCUACUACUGGGACUCCUACUGGGUCAUGGAGGGUCUGCUCCUCUCGGAGAUGGCUGAGACGGUGAAGGGCAUGCUGCAGAACUUCUUGGACCUGGUGAAAACCUAUGGGCAUGUCCCCAAUGGCGGGCGCGUGUACUACCUGCAGCGGAGCCAGCCCCCACUCUUGACCCUCAUGAUGGAUUGCUACUUGACUCACACCAAUGACACCGCCUUUCUACAGGAAAACAUUGAAACGCUAGCCUUGGAAUUGGACUUUUGGACCAAGAACAGGACUGUCUCUGUGAGCUUGGAGGGAAAGAACUACCUCCUGAAUCGCUAUUAUGUCCCUUACGGGGGACCCAGGCCUGAGUCCUACAGCAAAGAUGUGGAGUUGAGUGACACCUUGCCAGAAGGAGACCGGGAGGCUCUGUGGGCUGAGCUCAAGGCUGGGGCUGAGUCUGGCUGGGACUUCUCUUCACGCUGGCUCAUUGGAGGCCCAAACCCCAACUCGCUUAGCGGCAUCCGAACAAGCAAACUGGUGCCUGUUGACCUGAAUGCCUUCCUAUGCCAAGCAGAGGAGCUGAUGAACAACUUCUAUUCCAGGCUGGGGAACGACUCCCAGGCCACGAAGUACAGAAUCCUGCGGUCGCAGCGCUUGGCCGCCCUGAACACAGUCCUGUGGGAUGAGCAGACCGGAGCCUGGUUCGAUUACAACCUUGAGAAGAAGAAGAAGAACCGGGAGUUUUACCCAUCCAACCUCACUCCACUCUGGGCCGGGUGUUUCUCUGACCCUGGCGUGGCGGACAAGGCUCUGAAAUACCUGGAGGACAACCGGAUCCUGACUUACCAGUAUGGGAUCCCGACCUCUCUCCAGAAGACAGGCCAGCAGUGGGAUUUCCCCAAUGCCUGGGCCCCCCUGCAGGACCUGGUCAUCAGAGGCCUGGCCAAGGCACCUUUACGUUGGGCCCAGGAAGUGGCUUUCCAGCUGGCUCAGAAUUGGAUCCGAACCAACUUUGAUGUCUACUCGCAGAAGUCAGCCAUGUAUGAGAAGUAUGACGUCAGCAAUGGUGGACAGCCCGGUGGGGGAGGAGAAUAUGAAGUUCAGGAGGGAUUUGGCUGGACGAAUGGCGUGGUCCUAAUGCUGCUGGACCGCUAUGGUGACCGGCUGACCUCAGGGGCCAAGCUGGCUUUCCUGGAGCCCCACUGCCUGGCGGCCACCCUUCUGCCCAGCCUCCUGCUCAGCCUCCUGCCACGGUGACAGCCCUCCCCUCCUCACCUGGCCCCAGCUCCUGCCCCAUUAAACCUCUG
Messenger RNA from Gorilla gorilla gorilla (western lowland gorilla), 1822 nucleotides. RefSeq names its product trehalase (gene TREH). The transcript is spliced from 15 exons. Gene Ontology annotation, biological process: trehalose catabolic process. Gene Ontology annotation, molecular function: alpha,alpha-trehalase activity. The record is from RefSeq and is a predicted model, not a curated record. NCBI's taxonomy places the organism in Eukaryota, Metazoa, Chordata, Mammalia, Primates, Hominidae. The coding region runs from base 21 to 1772 and encodes 583 amino acids.